GCCGCUACCGCAGCCAUGGGAGUGCAGGUGAAGACCGUCUCUCCCGGAGACGGGCGCACCUUCCCAAAGCCUGGCCAGACCUGCGUGGUGCACUACACGGGGAUGCUUGAAGAUGGAAAGAAAUUCGAUUCCUCCCGGGACAGAAACAAGCCCUUUAAGUUUGUGCUGGGCAAGCAGGAGGUGAUCCGAGGCUGGGAAGAAUGGGUUGCCCAGAUGAGCGUGGGUCAGAGAACCAAGCUGACUAUCUCCCCAGACUAUGCCUAUGGUGCCACUGGGCACCCAGGCAUCAUCCCACCAAAUGCCACUCUCAUCUUUGACGUGGAACUUCUAAAACUGGAAUGACAGGAGUGGCCUCCUCCCUGAGCUCCCCGUUCUUGGAUGUGUCACAGAAGGAUCUGGUGCCUCCAGACGCACACAGUGAGUCCAUAUGGAGCUCUUCCUGAUGUUCCACUACACUCUUUGUGUAAACAUCUUCCCAGACUGAAUGUAUUCUGCCACCUGCUUUGCUCUUCCCCUUUCUCCUCGUAUGUGUGUUGACCUGAACUAUAUGCC
Molecule: messenger RNA, 552 nt
Organism: Bubalus bubalis (water buffalo)
Lineage: Eukaryota; Metazoa; Chordata; Mammalia; Artiodactyla; Bovidae
Product: peptidyl-prolyl cis-trans isomerase FKBP1A-like
Exons: 1
Coding region: 16-342 (108 amino acids)
Molecular function (GO): peptidyl-prolyl cis-trans isomerase activity
Source: RefSeq, a predicted model, not a curated record